Cladocopium goreaui is the source of this 1752-nucleotide messenger RNA. The record is from the annotation of a GenBank genome assembly. NCBI's taxonomy places the organism in Eukaryota, Dinophyceae, Suessiales, Symbiodiniaceae.
AUGGCGUUGCGCGCGAAGUCCGCGACGCGCCUCGGACUGUCCGAUGGGCCGAGGGAAUUUCAGGACGACGAGGACGCCCUGCCGCGCGGCUGCCGGCGCUGGUGGCCCGACCUAACGCUGGCGCCGGUGCCGGCGAAACUGCGGAGGGAGGUCCGGGAGGCGAUUCCCAGGCAGCCGCCCAGGAGGAACUUUGCCAUGUGGCAGAUGAAUUUCCCCGCAGAGCUGCCGAAUGGCAAGAGGAAUCCUGUGUGCGCGUUGGGCGAGUGCGGCGAUCCCAGCUGCCCCACCUAUCGGCCCAAGCGUCCCGAAGUGCGCAUGGCGGUGGAGAAGUGCAUCCUGGAGAAGUGCCAGUCGCAUUUCAAAGCUGGAACCCUGAAGACCUAUGCGUCCAUAGGCUGUGGUCUCCUAGGCCAAGAUUGGAUCGUGCUGGAGCAGCUCCGCGAAGCAGGCUUGCUGCCGCGACGAGCGGUCUUCGUUGAGCUGCGCACCGCACGUCCAGUGAUGACCUGUGAGGGCGGCGAGUUCCCACGCCUCAGCGGUGGCGGGGGCAUCAACCUUCGGCAGACAGGUUUCAUGGGCGACUUGGGGCCGGAGUUUGCCUUUAGCGCCACACUGCAAUUCGAGCAACCCAUCGCACCCAGCUUGAUCUUCCAAUUCUGCAACGACGGGCAGCGCGACCGGAUCUAUGCCGAAGCAGGCGGUCCGGAGCAGAUGGGCAGCAUCCGCUUUGGCGCACAGGUCGGCACCCAGAGCCACAGUUUUUUGGUGGAAGAGUGUUGGGACCCCACGGAGCGGCAAGCACACUCCUUUCUCUUUACAGUCAGUGCAGUGGGCAUGUGCAAUGUCUUCCGUGACGGCGAAUUGAUCGGUCGCUCCUAUGGCUUUGCGCCCAGCACGUGCUCACGAAAGCAUCUCUAUGUGGGGCAAGGGCACGGAACCAAGCUGUUCUCCGCUUUUAGAGGGCGCAUUCAGAAGAUCAAGGUCUGGGAUCAAGAAGUGGAUCCGAUGGCCACUGACAUGGCGUACAGCCAUGAAGUGGGAAACGCACACCAAACCAUCGCCCAAUGGUACAAGAAUGAGAUGGACGUCUAUUCCUUUGGCAGCCUGGCCGCCUACGCCGCGGCCUGCCAGAAGGACGAGCGCUUCGCAGCGGAUUUGCUGCUGAAAAUCGAUGUGCACGAUGAGUUGGAUGGCUAUGAUGAUUUCGUGUGCAAGGCCCUGGACGGCAAUGGUUUGGCCUUGACUUUGGGUGGUCCGGGCAAGAGCUGGCGUCGCUCGGGGACGGGAUGGCUGCCAGUAGACAUGAAGUGUCCGGUGUUGGACUCGGCAGAGGAGAAAGUCCUGGUGCCUUGGGCCUUCCUGGGCUCCUUCCCCGGCGCUGCGGCGAACGCCUUCUUCGCGUCCUCCGAAUUUUUGGGCCGCGCCGAGGGCUCCGAGCCGCGCCGCACGGCGAAAGAACGGCGGCCAAGGCGCUAUGGACGAGGCCAGCGCCGUGGUCGUUCGGAGCGUUCGCGGCGGGGUCGCACGACAGCGAGGGAAGGACGAUGGUAUGGCAUGACGGACGAAGCCCUGGCACCGUCCUUGGCGAGCGGCGACGUCUCGACGCUGGAGGAGUUGUUGGAGGAGGUGGAUCUAAUGGCGCCGGUCGAGACCGAAAUCGGUUCCAAUCUGUUGUCCCAACUGGAAGCCAUGGAGCGAUGUGAAGAGGACGAAGAAGACGAACUUCCAGGGUUGGUGAUCUAUGGCCGGUAG